UAUAUUUUUUUGGGGGGUUGGAUGGUGUGGACUAUGUGGAUAGAGAUAAUGGCCUGUGCUAGCAGACAUUUCUACCACCAUUACCAUAUUCUUCUCCAACCUUUUCUUGCUGAUUCAUUUUUUCCUCAAUGUCCAUGAUUUUACUCUACUCACCUUCUUUAUCUCCCUAUCGCUGCUUCUUCUUCUUCUACCACCAAUUCUGGUCUUUCUUGUGUUUUGUGCGUAGUUCUAUUCAGGUUUGUUUACUCAAAAGAGUCAAACUUUAGAACCCACAUGCUUAAAUUCGUUCUUGUUUGAUUUCAGCAAGGUCGGAACCCCUAUAAACUAGAUCUCGUGUCAGAUUCUUUAUUGGGGGGGUUGGUUUUCUGAUUUGGUUUAACUAAAUUUCGAAUCUUUGUUGCUUAGUUUAGCCCAUUUCUUGUCCUGGGUUUUGGUUGGUGGUUUACAGAUAAAAUCAAAUUGUUUGGGAUUAGAAACUCUGAAUCUUGGGAUUCCUUGAUUCCUUUUUUUUUUUUUUUUUUUUAUCUGUGAAUUCUUAUCUCUCCUAAUCCUGGGCUCUUCUUGCAUUCCAAUUUUGAAGUUGUCUGGGUGGAUAAGAUAGCAUCUCUCCACUUACACAUACUUUUCAAUCUAUCUGCUUUUGGUGAGUUUGGAAGUGGGUGAGUUUCGUCCUCCUUCAUUUCCUCACUUUCAACUUCUUCGAAGUUUUUUACCCGCUUCUUGAUGUUGGGUUUAACUAGAACGUUUCUGCGGAUUUGAUACUGGGUCUCUCGACAACCCCCUCCCCCCUCUCUCGUGGGGAGAAGCAAGAAGUCAAUCUCACCUCGUAUUGUUACUGUUUGUUGUUAACUUGUGUUGGUAACUGUUUCUGAUGAGUUUGCUUCACGUGGUUGGGUUUGGCCUUAAGGUGGGGCAUCUGCUUUUGAUGCUAUGUUACUGGAUUGUGUCUGUAAUUUCCAUGAACUGGUUCAUAAAUAGUGGAAUAGUGGACACCAAGACUGGUUUACUUGGUGAUAGUGGCAAGAUGUGGCUAAAAUGGUGGGAGAAGAUCUCGGGAAACAGUUGGAAGAUCCACCACUACUACCAGUAUAUUGGGUCUAAGAAAGUGCCCAAAGCAUGGUGGAGGAAGCUCUUGAUUACAUGGGUACUUGGUUGGACCAUAGUGUCUCUGUGGAUCUUCUGCUACAUGAGGUUACAAGCUACUGAGAAGAGGAAAGAGACCCUUGCAAGUAUGUGUGACGAGAGGGCUAGGAUGUUGCAGGAUCAGUUUAAUGUGAGUAUGAAUCAUAUCCAAGCCAUGUCCGUUAUGAUCUCAACCUUCCACCAUGGGAAGAACCCCUCUGCUAUGGAUCAGAGGACUUUUGCAAGGUACACGGAAAGAACUGCUUUUGAGAGGCCCAUCACAAGUGGUGUGGCAUAUGCUGUUAGGGUGCUCCACUCAGAAAGGGAACAAUUCGAGAAGCAACAAGGCUGGACCAUUAAGAGGAUGGAUACCCUUGAACAAAACCCCGUUCAUGAGGAUGAUUAUGCCGCAGAAGCCUUAGAGCCAUCCCUAAUUCAGGAAGAAUAUGCUCCUGUCAUCUUUGCACAGGAUACCAUUUCUCAUGUGGUUUCACUUGAUAUGCUGUCGGGGAAGGAAGAUCGUGAGAAUGUUUUGCGUGCCAGAGCAUCAGGAAAGGGGGUUCUAUCUGCUCCUUUGAGGCUAGUAAAAACAAAUCGUCUUGGAGUUAUAUUGACAUUUGCUGUCUACAAGGCAGAUCUCCCCUCAAAUGUUACGCUGAAUGAGAGAAUUCAAGCAACUGAUGGAUAUCUUGGGGGAGUAUUUGAUAUUGAAUCACUUGUGGAGAAGUUGCUUCAACAGCUUGCUAGUAAACAGACUAUCAUUGUGAAUGUGUAUGACACAACCAAUGACUCACAUCCAAUCAGCAUGUAUGGCUCGAAUGUAUCGGAUGAUGGUUUGCAGCAUGUUAGCACCCUUAAUUUUGGAGAUCCUGUCAGGAAGCAUGAGAUGCAUUGCAGAUUCAAGCAAAAACCGCCAUGGCAUUGGCUAGCAAUAACAACUUCUAUUGGCAUCCUCGUGAUUGCAUUACUUGUUGGAUAUAUAUUCCAUGCAACUGUGAAUCGAAUUGCCAAAGUUGAAGAUGAUUACCAUAAGAUGAUGGAGCUCAAAAAACGAGCUGAGGCUGCUGAUGUUGCAAAAUCUCAGUUCCUUGCUACCGUCUCCCAUGAGAUCAGAACCCCGAUGAAUGGUGUUCUCGGAAUGUUAGAUAUGCUCAUGGACACAGAUCUGGAUGUUACUCAACAAGAUUAUGUCAGAACUGCACAGGCCAGUGGAAAAGCUCUUGUCUCACUCAUAAAUGAGGUUUUAGACCAAGCAAAGAUUGAAUCUGGUAGACUUGAGCUUGAGGCCGUGCGUUUUGAUCUGAGAGCAAUUUUGGAUGAUAUUCUCUCACUCUUUUCUGGAAAGUCCCAGGAAAAAGGAGUGGAGCUGGCAGUUUAUAUCUCAGAUCGAGUUCCUGAAAUGCUAAUUGGUGAUCCUGGAAGGUUUCGUCAAAUCAUUACCAAUCUUAUGGGUAACUCAAUCAAAUUCACAGAGAAAGGGCACAUAUUUGUCACUGUUCAUCUUGUUGAGGAAGUGAUUGGCUCAAUAGGAGUUGAGAUGGAAUCACCAUCGAAGAACACAUUGAGUGGAUUCCCUGUUGCAGAUAGGCGCUGCAGCUGGGAAGGAUUUAAGACUCUCAGUGGAGAAGGAUCCACUUGUCCUCUCUCAUUGUCCUCCUCUGACCUUAUCAACCUAAUUGUUUCUGUUGAGGAUACAGGAGUAGGAAUCCCUCUUGAAGCCCAAUCUCGUAUCUUCACUCCUUUUAUGCAGGUGGGUCCUUCCAUCUCCCGAACACAUGGAGGCACAGGUAUUGGCCUAAGCAUAAGCAAGUGUCUAGUUGGCCUAAUGAAUGGGGAAAUUGGUUUUGUGAGCAUACCAAAGAUCGGUUCUACCUUUACAUUUACUGCUGUCUUCACCAAAGGCUGCUCCGAUCCAAAUGAGUAUAAGAGCCAGCAAAUCAACCACCAAUCCAAUCUUGCAUCCUCCGAAUUUCAGGGCAUGAUGGCGUUAGUUGUGGACCCCAGACCAAUCCGUGCCAAGGUGUCAAGAUAUCAUAUCCAACGGCUAGGAAUUCAUGUUGAAGUGGUUUCUGAUUUCAAUCAAGUUUUGUCUAGCAUAAACAGUGGCAAAACAGUUACCAAUAUGGUACUAGUUGAGCAGGAGAUUUGGGAUAGGGAUUCAGUCAUUUCUGCUCAUUUCAUCAAUAAUUUAGAGAAGGUUGAUUGUGGGAUGCCUCCCAAGUUGUUCCUUCUAGCUAGUUCUAUCAGCCCGUGCAGAACAAGAGCUGCAACUUCAAGUGAUCACACCCCGCCAAUCGUCAUGAAGCCCCUGAGAGCAAGCAUGCUUGCUGCCUCAUUACAGCGAGCCAUGGGUGUUGGGGGCAAGGGGAAACCCCGCACUGGGGAGAUCUCUGGCUUGUCUGUCUGCAAUCUUCUUCUUGGUAGAAAAAUCCUUAUUGUAGAUGAUAAUAAUGUGAAUCUUAAAGUAGCUGCUGGUGCUUUGAAGAAGUAUGGAGCUGAUGUGGUCUGUGCAGACAGUGGGAAAAAGGCUAUCUCAUUGCUUCAACCACCUCACCAUUUUGAUGCCUGUUUCAUGGAUAUCCAAAUGCCUGAAAUGGACGGGUUUGAAGCUACAAGAAAAAUUAGGGAAGUGGAAUGUAGUAUCAAUAAUCUUAUUCAAAGUGGGGAAGUAUCUGUGGAAGCUUAUGAUAAUAUUUCAAAGUGGCAUGUUCCCAUUUUGGCCAUGACAGCAGAUGUAAUACAGGCAACGCAUGAGGAAUCCAUAAGAUGUGGAAUGGAUGGAUAUGUUUCAAAACCAUUUGAAGCACAACAACUUUAUAGAGAGGUUUCACGCCAAUUCCAAUCGGCUUCAAAUGGGAAUAUAUAGAGACAACUUACAUUCUAAAGGCUUGCUGCUGAGAUAAGCACGGCAAGCUGUUCUCGUGUAUGCAUAGGAAUGCUUAAAUGGGUUCAGAGUUCUUCCAAAAAGGAGACAGUUGUUUCUUGUAGCAGUGUAUAUAGAAGCCGUGCUUGACAGGUUGGGAUUGAGUUUUUCUUGAUUUUUGUAUGAGCCAGAUAUAGAAGACAGUUGAUUUUUCACUUGCAAAGUUGAUCUCAUCUCCAAGCCUUUCAUCUCGGACCGGUUGGACCUAAAAUUCAGAGAUAUUAGUCGAAAAUGGCGGAGAAAAACCCCUAGGCUUUGAUGUAUCAUAGAAGAUCAGGGAAUAAAAUGUGAUCCUUGAAGAGUUCUGACUCUUUGAUCAAGUGUUAAUACUCGUGUCACAGUGAUUUGUUCUGUUGAAGAAAUGAAAUAUAGCUUCUCAGCAACAGGAGAAGUGCAUUUUGUAUAUUAGUCAGGACUACAAUAAGCAUGGUUGAUAACUUGAUGUUUACUUACAGAACCACACUUUUCUUCUUAUUUUUUUAUUUUUUUCGAACAAUUUGUUCGACUGAGGAUUCAUGUAACCAUCACAUUGUAUCAAAUUCAAGUAAUAUCACUAUUCUUGCCUGA
This is a messenger RNA of Juglans microcarpa x Juglans regia, 4612 nucleotides long. Its product is annotated as histidine kinase 3-like. NCBI's taxonomy places the organism in Eukaryota, Viridiplantae, Streptophyta, Magnoliopsida, Fagales, Juglandaceae. The transcript has 11 exons. The coding region runs from base 872 to 3988 and encodes 1038 amino acids. Gene Ontology annotation, molecular function: phosphorelay sensor kinase activity. The record is from RefSeq and is a predicted model, not a curated record. Gene Ontology annotation, biological process: phosphorylation; phosphorelay signal transduction system.